Molecule: messenger RNA, 1851 nt
Organism: Trichoplax adhaerens
Lineage: Eukaryota; Metazoa; Placozoa; Uniplacotomia; Trichoplacea; Trichoplacidae
Exons: 24
Coding region: 1-1851 (616 amino acids)
Biological process (GO): regulation of DNA double-strand break processing
Cellular component (GO): site of double-strand break; nucleus
Molecular function (GO): protein binding
Source: RefSeq, a predicted model, not a curated record
AUGGAUGAAGAUUUAGAAGAAAUGGCUGCUUUAAGAGCUCUUAAGAAAGGUCAUGGAAAAAUUCCCAUGCAAAAUCAAUUCAGGAAACCCAGUAGUAAAUCUGUUGGUGAAGAUAACAACGAAGACAAUCAACUUAUGAAAGUAAUGGGAAUUUCAGGAUUUGGUAAGAAAACUGCUAAAGUAUUUGAUAUCGAAGAAAUGGUCAAACAAAGUAUAGGCAACACCAGUAGCUAUAAAGAAGCUAAUUUCGAACGUAAAGAAAGCAACUACGAUGAUGAUAGAUCCGAUGCACCAGCUGAAAAUAAGACGGCGGAAUCAGAUGAUAGUGACAUGGACGAUGAAUUCGAUAGAAAUGAAGCUAAUAUCGAGUCUCAAGAUCUAGAAUCAAAGAUACCUACUACUCGUCAUAUAACAUUAAAUCAUGGACGAAAAACGGUCUCUGCUGUUGCUAUUGACCGCGGUGGUGGACGAAUUGCGACUGGAGGCGUUGAUUAUGAUGUGAAACUGUGGGAUUUUGGAGGUAUGGCUGCGGCUCUGCAAUCGUUUCGAACCGUUACACCGUGUGAAAGUCAUCAAAUUAAGUCACUUCAGUUCAGCUCUACUGGUGAUAAGAUUCUGGUUGCAUCUGGCAGUGCUCAAGCAAAAGUUCUCGAUCGAGAUGGCAUGGAAAUUAUGGAAUGUGUCAAAGGCGAUCAGUACUUAUCUGACAUGGCUUCUACUAAGGGACAUGUUGCAAUGCUUCAUCGUGCUUGUUGGGAUCCUUUCGCUAAUGAAGAAUUUAUGACUUGUUCUGACGAUGGAACGUUACGAUUAUGGGACGUCAAUAAUUCUAAAAAACAUAAAACAAUAAUAAAAACGAAGGGCUCAGACGGCAGGAGAACUAUACCGACGACAUGUACGUACAGCAAAGGACGUAGGCUGGUGGCAGGUGGUUGUCAGGACGGUUCACUGCAGCUAUGGGAUCCCAAAAAACCAUUGGUCCGACCUGCCGUCUUGAUUAAAGGAGCCCAUGCCAAUGGCAGCGAUAUUUCUAGCAUAUCUUUUCGCGCUAGUGGUCAAGUUUUGGCAUCUCGUGCAUGCGAUGACACGUUAAAAGUGUGGGAUGUUCGUUCAACCAAGAAACCUUUGUUUGUAGCGAAUGACCUAGUUAAUCUUUAUUCUAUGACUUCGUGCUUGUUUAGCCCAGAUGAAACAUUUCUUGCAACUGGGACAUCAGUUAGGAAGGGCAAAGGGAAUGCUUCAUUAGUAUUUUAUGAUACUACACAUUUUAACAAAAUUCAAGAAAUAAAUAUACCUGAUGCAAGCGUGGUUGCUUGUUUAUGGCACGAUAAAAUUAAUCAAAUCAUGAUUGGUUGCUCCAAUGGAGAUAUUCGAUUAUAUUUCGAUCCGUUAAGGAGCACUAAGGGUGCGAAAUUGUGUGCCAGCAAAUCUACUCGAAAAACUGAUGGUAUCGUAAUGAAUGUCAGGCCAAUAGUAAUUACUCCUCAUGCAUUACCAAUGUUCCGAGAGAGUAAACCGAAAAACGCAAAAAAGGCAGAAGACAAAAAUCGCCAAGAUCCCAUUGCGUCACAUAAACCCGAGUUGCCUGUAACAGGACCUGGUAAAGGCGGCCGUGUUAGGUCUGGCGGUUCGCUAUCAGCCUAUAUCGUAAAAAAUUUAGCAACUGAUCACAUAAAGAAUUUUCAAGAAGAGGAUGCUAGAGCAGCAAUUCUUAAACAUGCCGAGACUGCCAAAGAAGAUCCUUACUGGAUAGCCCCUGCUUAUGCUAUAACACAACCUAAAACAAUUUUUGCUGAACCCGAAGAAGAUGAAAGUGAACAACCUGAAAAUAAAAAAUUUAAACCGUCGUAG